AAGAGCUCCAUUUUGUGCCGGCUCUCCUGGAAGUGGCAGGAUAUCGAUCCGUGUCCUCUGCGCCGUUGAAACGAAAGAAGUUGAGACGCGCAAAGAAGAAGGGAAAAAGUGCCUCUUCCUACGUAGCCUUUUAAAAAAAAAAACAUUCACGAGAGACAGGGAAGAAGAAAGGGGGAGCUGUGGCGAAGCCAGCAGGAGAUAGAAGACGAGAGCGGCCACGGAUCCCUCCCCGCUCGUUCGGGCGCAGUAGCUGCUCGACGGCAGGCGGCGGCGCUGGAGAGGACUAGAGCGAGGAUUUGCAACCGCCGCCGCCGCCGCCGCCGCGGCGCGAGGAGGAGGAGGAGGAUGAAGCAAGGAGGAGCUGGAGCCGCCACCAGCUAUGGAGCGGCGGCCGUGGCUACCGGAGCCGCCCCGGAGCCGCCCAGCUCUGAGGUGGCGGCGGCGGCGGCGGAGAAAGUUGUCCACUCCCGUUCGCAGGUCCUGUUCUGCGACGGCACCAAGGCUUUGGGCGACGCCUUCAAGCUGCUGGUGCCCAAGUCGACGGAGUUCAUGAGCUCCGACGCCGAGCUGUGGAACUUCCUGUGCAGCCUCAAGCACGAGUUCUCGCCGGUCAUCCUCCGCAGCAAGGACGUCUACGGAUACGCCUCCUGCCGGGCCGUGGUGCCGGACUUGCCCGGGGGCUUUGCGGCGAAGGCGGCGGCGGCGGGCCGAAGGGACCGGCCGUGGAGGAGAGCCGCGGCCAGGGGGAGGCGCCUGCGAGCCGCCGUCGCUGGAGGCGACACGAAGAGCAGAGGAGGCGGCGCGAAGAGGGCGGCCAAGAAGCGCUGCGGCGAAGGGGAGGCUUCGGCCCCCCGGACGACGGCGGCGGCGGCGGCGGCCACGACGCCCCCCUCGGCGCCCACGACGCCACCUGAAGCUGCCGCCUCCAGUUGUGAGGGGCGGGAGGAGGAGGAGGAGGACCAGCAGCGGACGUCCCCUGUCCCGGUGGCUUUGCCCUUCCCUCCGUGGACUCCCUUUCAGAGCAGGUCCCUCGAGGAGAUCUGGAAGGCGGCCACCCCCAGCCUCACCACCUUCCCCACCAUCAAGGUGCGCGGGAACGUGUGGAAGCGACGCAGCUUGGAAGCCAUCCGGCGCAGGGCGGAGCGCAUCUUGCGGGUGAACCUGGCGCCCUUGGUGAGACUCCGCCGCCUCCCCUUGGUCGGCUGCUGAGGAACAUGACCCGCCGAGGAACCACGAGGACUCUUGUCUCCCCCUGCUCGUCAGCCCCCAUGGAUUAAAGGGGGGGGAGAACAAGGACUUUGAAUGUGUGCCCCCCCCCCCCAAUGUAGCUAACAAACGAAGGGAGGCGAAUGUCAGUCACCUGUUUACAAUUGCUUUGGUCUGGAUUGUGUCCUCUUUUUAUUCAAUUAACUGCACUUUAGGGCGAAGACUGAGGGCCGUCGCCCCUUUCCUACCCCUCCACUCUUUUUACAUCUAGCUUGGGAGCCUGCCCCCUGCUGGCCAUCGACCUGCUUCAUAGACAAGGAUGUGACUUACAGAAAAAGGUUCUUCUGCUUACUCUCAUCAACUUUGGUUGAGGAAGCAACUUGGCAUGGAGAGGAGAUGCAAUCUUGUCUCUCCUUCUUUUGGCCUCACUACUUUCUUUCCGUUGGGCUACCUCACUAGCCUGGGAAAGAGAUCAUUUGCUUUCGCUUCUUCCAAAGGAAGCUUCUUUCCAACUAGCACAAUGAAAUGCCAACUGGUUCCUCUCUCUCAUUAAGAUGUAGCCGGUGGACUCUCUAUGUAUGACUUUUGUGCUAUUGCACUAUAUGCUCAGGGUUACUUGAAUAUACCAAGUGUUUCCACUUUUGGAUGACUGACUGUCAAGCUUUGACCAAGGAUGCUCAAAGGAAUGAAGACUUAACAGCUCAUGGCUGAUUUGAUGGUGCAAAAUGCUUCACUCCUUGUUCUUUAAUUAUUAUUAUUAUUUUGUAAAUGAAUUGGACUUGGUGAUUUACGAAGCUUUUGAUAUAAUGGUCAAAUGUUUUUGUAUGUAAUAAAGUUUUAUAGCUGAAAUGAAUUAGUAUUUCUGUUACAGCUUCUAAAGAUGAGAGUUGUAUUGGAUACAUCAAUUUUAUAUAACCUUUACUUUAGAGAAGCUCUUAUAAGUAAAAAUUAAUAAAA
This is a messenger RNA of Elgaria multicarinata webbii, 2163 nucleotides long. RefSeq names its product coiled-coil domain containing 71 like (gene CCDC71L). Lineage: Eukaryota; Metazoa; Chordata; Lepidosauria; Squamata; Anguidae. The coding region runs from base 346 to 1209 and encodes 287 amino acids. The record is from RefSeq and is a predicted model, not a curated record. The transcript has a single exon.